Molecule: messenger RNA, 9979 nt
Organism: Pygocentrus nattereri (red-bellied piranha)
Lineage: Eukaryota; Metazoa; Chordata; Actinopteri; Characiformes; Serrasalmidae
Gene: plxnb2b
Product: plexin b2b
Exons: 39
Coding region: 766-6366 (1866 amino acids)
Biological process (GO): negative regulation of cell adhesion; regulation of GTPase activity; semaphorin-plexin signaling pathway involved in axon guidance
Cellular component (GO): semaphorin receptor complex
Molecular function (GO): protein binding; semaphorin receptor activity
Source: RefSeq, a predicted model, not a curated record
UGUUUUUGCCCCUCGCAGUCUCGUUCGCGUCGCCUUUUCCGUCGAUUAGGCUCGAUCUCUCGGCGCUCUCCAGCUCUAAGGAAAGGGGAGGAGAAAGCAGGGCUGUCCCCCUCUCUCUCUCUCUCUCUCUCUCUCUCGCUCCCCCUCGCUCCCCCUCGCUCCCCCUCUCCUCAGCGCUUAGCUGUCUGUUAGCCUGAGCGGAGCGCUAGCAGUUACAGGAGCCUCGCGCUGCCAAGGCAACGUCGCGCGCACACCUGGCCGCGUCACGUGACCCUCUCUACCUGGGCGUGGAUGGUGAGGCGACGGUUAGUGCUCCUCCACGCUUCAGUCAGUCUGCUCGGCCAAACCACCUCGUGUCGUCGCCUUGUUUCCCCACAGGACUCAGCGUCUCUCUCCGCACGGAACGCGCUCGCUCGCACAAACUAAGAUGUGAACUUUUCCGUACGGCGCCUUUUUUGGGGAUCUAUCGCUCGUCUUGUGCGGUUUUUUCUCUUCAGCCCGCCGAGGGAGGAACCGAAAUCUCCGAAAUCUGGCUGCCUCUACUCCUUCUCUUCUUCUGCCAAGCGUUCCCUCCAGCCACUCACUCUGGCUUUAGUUCAGGAGGACAAACAAAGAGUCCAUUCCAUGCAGGCAGAUUGGAGGUGGCAGAAAAGGGCCUCCUCAUUGCUGAGAGAACAGACGCUGCUGCAAUUAAACCUGACACCACCGUUUAGAGCCUUACACAUACUCCUGUGAGGGCCUACUGGCAAGCUGCACUCAACUCAUAUGGAGAUGGCGGGUUGGGUGCAGAUGGUGCGUUGGGUGCAGAUGGCCCUGUUCUUGGUGUGGUCUGUUUCUGCUGAGUCUGUUUCUGGGGAGUUCUUGGAGUUUUCCACCGAUAUGCCCAUCAACAACGUGGUUCAGGAUCCUGCAACAGGUCUCCUGUACCUUGGCGCUGUUAAUGCCAUUUACCAGCUUGAUGCUUCUCUCAAGCUGGAAGCUAGAGCUGUAACAGGGCCAAAGAAGGAUGCUCGUAGCUGCACACCGCCCGUUUCUACCUGCGUGACCACUGAACUGAAAGAUACCAACAACAUUAACAAGCUCCUGUUGGUCCACCCCACGAACAGAUCUCUAAUAGUGUGUGGGAGUGUAUAUAGAGGCAUCUGCUCACUUCUUAACCUCAACAAUGUAAACGAGCAGAUCUACUACAGUGACAGCAAAGGGGAAAGGACAUAUGCCGCCAGCAUUGACGAAAACGUCUCAGUUGUGGGCGUCAUGGCAACAUUCCAGUUAAAGGACGACCCAGAUAAAAAGCCAUUUGAUGUCUUCCUGAUUGGUAAGGGCUACGGUGGCCAUGAGGACAACCCAAAACUCAUCACCACACGCAUCCUGGAGAACUAUAAGGAGUGGGUGGUGUUUGAGAGCAUCGUGGAGGCCUCUCCAGUGCAGGCCAUUCCCUACCCCCCUUUGUACCAGCAUCAGUUCCGCUUUGCCUUUAAAGACACUGGAUUUGUUUAUUUCCUCUUCUCCCGCACCCUGGGCGGAGCAGAAAACUUCACUUUCGUGUCGCGCCUGUGCGAGAAGGAUGAGGGCUAUUACUCCUACACUGAGCUGCAGCUUAGCUGCCGCAAAAAUGGAGUUCAGUAUAACAAAGUCCAGGCUGCAUACAUAACUGAGCCAGGAAAGGAGUUGGCUCGUGCCAUGCAGGAUUCUGGUCAGUAUGGCACUGUUACAGUCUGGGAUAAAGUGCUGUUUAUAGUGGCCAGUCGAGAUGGUGAGGAUGCUACAGACUCUGCUCUUUGCAUGUAUCCGUUAAAGCGCAUUAAUGAGAGGGUGGAGGACAUCCUCAACGCCUGCUAUACUGAAAAUGGGAAAAUUGGAGGUCAACAAGCUGUGUAUAGUCCCUACAAAUCCAUCACCGACAAUCCUUGUGAGAAUCGUCAUAGUAAGGACAUAGUGGAACAGAACAGGUGUGGAGCAGAAUUUCUCCGUUACCCACUGGCCAGCAGGCCACAAUUUGCCCUGCAGGCAGAGGCAAUCUUCACCAGAAAAGGUCAUGGUCAUCUGACUGCAGUGGCCAUUGCUGUGGAGAACGAUCACACUAUAGCUUUUCUUGGGAACAGCCUGGGAGAGGUGGUGAAGGUUCAUUUGUCAGGCAAUUCGGAGGUGAGCAUCAGGGUUCCCGGGGACACCAUGGGCAGUCGCGUGAAUAAGAACCUUUUCUUUGACAAGACCCAGAGCCAUCUGUACAUCACUACAGAGAAAAAGGUCACUAAGGUGCCAGUGCAGUUAUGCCAUCUGAAGACUGACUGCAUGUCCUGCAUGGCCCAGAAAGAUCCUUACUGUGGCUGGUGUGUCCUGGAGGGCAGAUGUACGAGGAGGUCUGAGUGCAGUCGAGCUGAAGAGAAGAAUGGUUGGCUGUGGAGCUCCAGGAAAGAAUGUGUUAAAAUAGUCUCCUUCCAUCCUCCUAACCUCAGCUGCAAGAAAUCCCAGCAGGUUGAGAUCAACAUCCCAUCCCUACCCAGCAUCAGAGAUUUUGACAGGAUUCAGUGCAGAAUCAACUCAUUCCAAAGUAAAGCUGUGAUGGUCGACUCCAUGGUGAGGUGCCUCCUUCCUCCACCUUAUGAGCUGCCAGCUACACCCCCACACCAAGAUUUCGUGGCAGUGCCACUGAAGGUCUUAGUGAAUGAUAGUGUGGAGGUGGCCUCACGCAACUUCGAGUUCUACAACUGUGCAGCAGCCAUCCGCAAAGCGGAAAACACUCCAUGUACAGCGUGUGUAAGCAGACUGUGGGCGUGUCAGUGGAAUACUGCUGACCACACCUGCUCGGAUUUGAAUGAUGCUGAAACGGGACCCAACAUCAUCAAACACAAACAGGCAAAAAACUGUCCCCGGUUUGAGAACCCAGACCCCAUCCUCAUUCCAGUGGGACAUAAGACUCGCAUCAGUUUUGAGGGAGUAAAUCUGGAAGCCUACAAGGACAGAGAGUUCACCAUCGGCACAGAGCUGAUGAAACAGUUUGAAGAUGAUGUGAAGGCUGAAGAUGGUCCAUUUUAUUCCUUCAGUGGAUACAUGUUUUCCUAUGAUAAGACUCAGGAGGCCAGCAUCUUAUUCCACAUUAAGGAGAAAAACACUGACAAGAAGAUUGACAGCACACUCAAUGUCACUCUGUAUAACUGCUCAUUGGGCCGGGAGGACUGCAGUCUGUGUAAGAACGCAGACCUGAAAUACCAGUGUGUGUGGUGUCCUCAGACCCGCUCUUGUGUGUUUGAGAAACUGUGUUCCACCGUUGAGCUGCAGGAGUGCCCAGACCCUGGCAUCUCAGCCAUUAUCCCCCGUUAUGGUCCUCUGAAUGGAGGAAUCUCUGUCACUAUUAAGGGCUCUAACCUGGGUAUUCAGAAGGAGGACAUUAAGCACAUCACUGUGGCAGGAGUUCCCUGCAUCCAGCAGGAGGAGAAAUACUCUGUUUCUACCAGUGUUGUGUGUGAGAUCGGUGAAGUGGACCCUAAAGGUCCACUUGAAGGAGCAGUGGAGGUGGAAGUGAAAGGUGGGAAGAAAGGCACAUCAUCUGUCUUCUUUACCUAUCGGGACCCCAAGCCUUUAGCAGUGUACCCUGAUAAAGGUCCCAAAGAGGGAGGGACGCUCAUCACCAUCACUGGAAAUCAACUCCACACAGCCUCUAAGGAAGACAUUGCCAUCACUGUGGGUGGAGUGCCAUGCCAAGUUGAGGGGUUUGGGGAGCAGAUCACAUGCAAGGUGGGGAAGUAUCCAUCAGAGAAGGUGCCCUCUGACGUCCUCCCUGUUAAAGUGCACUAUGGGAAACGCACCGAGACUCAGGUCUCUGCAGCUUUCCAGUUCUCCAACAACCCCGUGAUAACUGAUUACCAACCCAGAGACAGCUUCGAUUGUGGUGGGAGGAGGAUUAUGGUGAUGGGCUCAGGAUUUGACCUCAUCCAGAAAGCCACUAUGAGAGUGAUGGUUACAGCUGAUGAGGGGCCUGUGCAAGAGUUUGUUGAGGAGGCUGUGAGUAAGAACGACUCCAUGCUGCUGUUCCUCUCGCCGGCUGUGAAUCGGACGUCCGACAGCCAAAUGAUCACCUCCAUCCACCUGGACAGCUACACAAAGGAGCUCAAGCCAUUCGAAUAUCACACAAAUCCCAUCUUCUAUAAGCUCUCAAAAGAUGUCAUCAUAGAGAACAGCGUGUUCAUCGUCACGGGCCGGGGUUUUUCCAAAGCUAUGACUGCUAAGGAGGCGCAGGCAUUUCUGGGCGAUGUGUCCUGUAAUGUGAACACACUUCAGGAUGAUAAGCUGUUCCUUGACCCACCAACCACCACACCUAGAUCACGUUCUAAGAGACAGCGGCGGGACGUCACGUCUGAGCUCCUCGACCUCCUGAUCAAGUUUGGAAAUGGAGAGUGGGUUGUUGGUUCUGUGCGCUAUGAGAGAAAGUACGAGGUGAAGCUGGAUAAAAUUAUUAUCCCUGCAGUUGUCGUCCCCAUGCUGCUGAUCAUAGCCAUCUCCAUAGUCUGCUACAGGAGGAAGAGCCAGCAGGCGGAACGGGAGUAUGAGAAGGUCAAGCACCAGCUAGAGAAUCUGGAGGAGAGCGUGCGUGACCGCUGCAAGAAGGAGUUCACAGAUCUGAUGAUCGAGAUGGAGGAUCAUACGAAUGAUCUGAGCGAAGGACGUAUCCCCUUCCUGGAUUAUAAAACCUACACAGACCGUGUCUUCUUCCUGCCCUCGAAAGAUGGAGCCAAUGACGUGAUGAUCACCGGAAAGCUGGAUAUCCCAGAAGCCCGCAAGGCAACAGUGGCUCAGGCCCUCAACCAGUUCUCCAACCUGCUCAACAGCAAGACCUUUCUCAUCACUUUUAUCCGUACUCUGGAGGCUCGAUCAGACUUCAAUGCAAGAGCUAAGGUGUAUUUUGCAUCUCUGCUGACUGUGGCUCUGCAUGGAAAGCUGGAGUACUACACAGAUAUCAUGAGGACGCUGCUGCUUGGGCUUAUGGAAGAAUACGUGCAGAGUAAAAACCCCAAACUCAUGCUGCGCAGGUCAGAGACAGUGGUUGAGAGGAUGCUGUGUAACUGGAUGUCCAUCUGCCUCUAUCAGUUCCUAAAGGACUCUGCAGGUGAACCACUGUAUAAACUCUUUAGAGCCAUAAAGCAUCAGAUAGAGAAAGGUCCAGUGGACUCACAAGUGAAGAAGGCCAAGUACACACUGAAUGACACGGGCCUGCUGGGUGACGAUGUGGAGUACUCCAUGCUGACCCUGCAGGUUUUGGUCCAGGGAGAAGGUCCUGAUAUAACUCCAGUGAAAGUGCUGGAUUGUGACACCAUCUCUCAGGUGAAAGAGAAGAUAAUUGAGCAGGUGUACAAAAACCUGCCAUACUCCCAGAGGCCAAAAGUAGAGAGUGUCACACUCGAAUGGCGCCCUGGCUCUACAGGCCAGAUUCUGUCUGAUUUGGAUGUGACCUCCCAGAAAGAAGGCAGAUGGAGACACCUUAACACACUAGCUCACUACAAUGUUCGAGACAAUGCCACACUGGUUCUUUCCAGGGUUUUACACACACAGCAGUCAUAUGACCAAAACCACGACAACCAUGAGGAGAGAAAUGCCUUGCUGGAGGAUGAUAAAGUGUUCCAUCUGGUCAGGCCAGCAGAUGAGCUGGACGAGAUGAAGUCGAAGAGAGGCAGCAUUAAGGAUAAGUCCAUGACCAAAGCCAUCACGGAGAUCUAUCUCACUCGCCUGCUCUCGGUCAAGGGCACGCUGCAGCAGUUUGUGGACGAUUUCUUCCGCAGUGUUCUCUGCUCAGGAACUGUGGUGCCGCCUGCUGUUAAAUACUUCUUUGACUUUCUGGAUGAGCAGGCCUUAAAACACGAGAACGUGGAUGAGGAGACCAUCCACAUCUGGAAGACCAACAGUCUCCCUUUAAGGUUCUGGGUGAACAUUCUGAAGAACCCUCAUUUCAUCUUUGAUGUGCAUGUGACAGAAGUGGUUGAUGCCUCGUUAUCGGUCAUUGCUCAGACCUUCAUGGAUGCCUGCACUAAAUCUGAGCACAAACUCAGCAGGGACUCACCCAGCAACAAGCUUCUCUAUGCAAAAGAGAUCUCCACAUACAAGAAGAUGGUCGAUGAAUACUACAAAGGAAUCCGACAGAUGGUGCCAGUCAGUGACCAAGACAUGAACACUCACUUAGCUGAGGUGUCUCGGGCUCAUACAGACAAACUGAACACACAAGUGGCCCUCCAUCAGCUGUACCAGUAUGCGAGCAAAUACUACAAAGAGAUCGUCCUGUCUCUGGAUGAGGACCCUGCAGCACAGAGUAAGCAGCUGACACUGCGACUCCAGCAGAUCGCUGCUGCGCUCGAGAACAAAGUGACAGAUCUGUAACUCUUCCGUGUGGAGAGAGGGAGAGGGAGAGGGAGAGGGAGGGGGGAGAGUGGAAGGGAGAGUGGAAGGGAGAGUGGAAGGGAGAGUGGAAGGGAGAGUGAGAGGGAGAGUGAGAGGGAGAGAGAGAGGGCGGCUGGAAUGGAAUCAAACUGCCAGAGGUCAAGUAGGGCUCAAGUCUCUGGGGUAGGAAAAGAGCAUACAAGAAAAAAAAGAACAAUUUAAUGAAUGAAGCCCUCAGAGUGUAAUUAGCAUUAUAAGUAUAAUCAGAUGUUCAAUUUCUUCCUGUGUAGAGAGAAAAAGUUUUAAGAAUUGUAUUAUAUAUUUUUUUUAUCGUGCAGUCUUUAUGCGGAAAGCUUUAUAAGGAGAAAAUAACUUUUUAAAUGGACAGCCUUGUGUUAAUUUUGUUUAUAAAGCCUCUGUGUAUAUGUGGGGGGGAUCUGUGGGGGUGGGUGUGUGUAUGUGGGUGGGCGGUUGAGUGUGAAUUGACUCUUGACUGCUGAUUGCUCACACGCAGGAUGCCUAAAUUCUGACCCAAAGGGAGUUGCCCACUCAUCUGUAUGACCCGGUUUUGUGUGCGUGCAUGCGUACGAGCGCAUUUGGUUUUACGUAAGCUCACUUUGAGGUUAUAACUUAUGUAUUGUCCAGCCAAACAUUAUCUGAUAGACCCUGACUGGCAGGAAGGAGAGGUGUUUUCCAGCAGGUGGUGGUUAUAUUUUUCUAUUGAUUCUCUGUGCGAACCUGCUGGUCUGAUGGGGUCAGCUUCCAUCAGAAGAAACACUGGAAAAGCCAAUAAUAUGAUUAAUAGCACAUUUCUUUUACAUGCUCUUAACUUACCAUAACAACAUGGACCAACCUGAGCACAAAGAGAUUCUGUUUAGGCAAUAGCAUUUCAACUAAAAAAACUGAACAAAAAAGUGUCCAUUUAUACAAGGCAUGUCAUUUUUAUACAUAGAUUUAUGUGUCAUGAAAAAGUUUAUUUGUACAACCUUUUUGUUAUGGUUCAUUUCAGAAAUAUGGCUAUUACAUUGUGCAGUGAAAAUUUCACUUAUGAUAAUGUUUUACGCAUCUCAUAAAUGGAUGGUUAUAUUUUAUGGUUCAUGGUACCAAAAUUUAAUGAUGGCACAUCAUUUCAUAGAAACUUCAGCAACCUUGUUUUUGACGGCACUUUAAAGGGCCCAUAUAAAUUUGCCUCACAUUUUUGUUGGUAAAGAUGUAGCACACAGCAUGUAAACAUUUGUUAAAGUUUUAAAGUGCAUCAUUCACUCCUCAGCCCAUACGGUCAUAUACAGAAACUAAGCUGCCCAUUUUGGAUUUUGUGUUGUCGCAAAAACAUUUACAUUUAUCCACCUACAGCAGUUUAGCUCAUGCUGAAGUUAUAAGGAUUGUUUCAACCUGGACUGCUUUUUGAACAAAGCACAAUAAAUGAUAGCCAAUCGUAACAGAGCUCAUUUAUAUGUAUGAUACUUAAAGGCACAAUAACAUCAGCCUGUUUAAUUCUAAGGGAGAAAGAAGGGUUGAAAAAAAUGGCCAUGUGAAAUGAAUUAUGACUGUUUUUCAGUACAUAAAAGCACACAAAUGUCAUAACUGUACUGAAGAAAAAAAUAUAGGAUAUGGGCCCUUUAACAGAAGUUGUCCCGUUACUUUAAAGCUGCCCAUUUGGGUUUUUGUCCAGCAGGUGGCGUAAGUCCGCAACUGAGGUUGAGAGCCAGCCAGUCGCACAUUUUUCAAAAGCUCUGUUGAGCUUCAACCAGUGUGCAUCUCAUCACCGGUGAUAUUUUACCUAGUACGUUAUUUUUAGGGACCCUUUAUUAACCGAUGAACUCCUUCGUCCCUUGAUGCACAAAAACUCUGACUGGCAGCUUUAAAUACGAAUACCAUUUCAUACUGCAGUGUGUUUUCAAAUGAAUUUUCCAACUGUGUAAAGUAGCAUUUCAUAGCACUCCUAAACAGGCAGCUGCUUUGGUACUAAACAGCUAAACAAUAUGGUACUUCUGAACUGAGCUGUAUUUCAGAAUUUUAACUGCAAAAUAGCAUGUCCAGUUUAUAAAACCUGCUGUCCUUUUUUUUAAUGUUUGUGAUCAUUCUACUAAACUUCACCAUGUAUGUACCAAAUACUGCAAUACACAGCAAUCAUUCUCAGUUUUGAAUAUUACAGGUGUUUAGGUAGCCUUUUUGAAGCUAGUCAAUAUUGCUUUUUGCUGUUGAUCCAAAAGCAGUUCGAUUGCUCUCUUAUAGCGAUUGAGGUUAGGAUUUGGGUCAGGAAACAACUGGUUUCCUAGAUCACCACGAAUCCUUUGAGCCUCUUCUUGAGCUGUAUCUCUCAGGGCUUGAGCUGCCCUUGAUUUGACUGCCAGAUGUCUGGAUUCUGGCCUUUGAAUGGCGGGAUUCCUCCUUAAAGCAAUGGUGGUCUGCUCGUGGUCUCUGUCUCUGAGCAGAGUGAAAAAGCCUUGCGACGAUUGGCACUGCCCACUCGAUUCCCCUCUGCUUUAAUGAAAUCAGCGGGAGACGCGUUUGAUCUUAAUUGCAUGCAAGCUGCUGACACCGUGCUUUUAAAUACGCUCACAAUAUUCCUUUUUUUAUUUGAAUUGGGAAGCCGUGACCCAAGCCCCUACAGCUCAAUGUAAAGCUUCUUUAGCCUUUCUUUCACCAAAAUGUGCCUUAAUGGUAUUAAGUGUUACUACUAUCGUUAAUUAUAUCGAUAAUAUCGAGUGGCAAAAUGGCAAAGUUUUAGAGCUAGGGUGCUUGCAGUGUCUUUGCAACUGUGGUGUUGACCGUGAGUAAGUGCAGUCGUCAUGCUAGGAUCAUUUGUGCUGUAGCCACAAUGUGCCAAUUAGGUUGAUCUUGCGUAAGGGAGGAAGAGGCAGUUUUUAUAGCGUGCAUAUCUUUUGGGCGUCCGUGGUUUGUGUGUGUAUGUGUGUGUGUAUGUGUGCGUGCGUGUGCACUUUUGUAGACGUCAUAUUGGGAACAAGCUCUGAACUAAACUAAGCCGUGGUGAAUGUAAAACCAUUCCUCCUACCCCCCAAAACAUCUGCCAUUACGCUUUUAUUCCUAAAUUUUUUAAGAGGAGGAUGUGCAACAGAAGUGUUGACUAGCGCUAGUGUGUCCCACUAUUGUGUUUAUCCCCAUAGACCUAUAAUUUCUCUGCUAUUCCACAGUAUGUAUGAAAAAUACCUAUACUCGACAAUGACCUUCUUACUGCUGUGCAGUUAUUUUUAUUCUGUCAUGUCCUUAUGAUAAUAAUAUAUGCCUUUGUAUUAAAGAAGCAAAUCUGUCAACACUGUAUUUCUUGUGUAAUAAUCCUAUGCAUUUUGAAGUCCAGGAAAAGAAAUGCCAAUAUGUUGUGGUGUUAUCGAGAUGUUUUUUUUUUUUUUUGGUUUGUUUUUUCCCCCUUUUUUUCUUGUGAAUGUGUAGUGAAGUAAGAUAGCUGGGACUGUAUAAGGUACAGUAAAAGUGGGAGACUACAGACUAGCCGUGGCUAUUCCAGGCCCGGCAGCUGAGAACAGCUCUUACAUGCCUAAUCUGUUUGUACUGAAGUGCUCACCACUCAGUGGGGGGGGACAAGGCUCAAAAACACCUUGCACCCUUACGUCAAUAAAGAGACACUUCCAUUUCA